Molecule: messenger RNA, 1454 nt
Organism: Camelina sativa (false flax)
Lineage: Eukaryota; Viridiplantae; Streptophyta; Magnoliopsida; Brassicales; Brassicaceae
Biological process (GO): regulation of gene expression
Cellular component (GO): peroxisome
Molecular function (GO): RNA nuclease activity
Source: RefSeq, a predicted model, not a curated record
UCUCCCGAUCCGAUUAGGGCUAGCCGCAAAAUCAUAUCUCUCGUCUCCCAAUCCGAUUAGGGGUUUCUAGACAGCCGCAAAAUCAUGGUGGAUUCUACCCGUCUCGUCUUGGAAUCUAGACAGAAAAGAGUAGGGAAAAAACGCCAACUCUUCAAACGAAGAAGUUUAAUCAAGAUGGCAAGCUUCUGGGACGGGGAAUCUAACGAGAUUCCCAAGAACGCGACCGUUCCGAAUGUCUACCGCAAUAUUCGGCGUUUUUGCUACCGACAGCGGUGCCUCCUGGGUGACUUAAACGUUUAUGCGGCUGAUACCUGCGAGAAAUUGGAAGACAGGCUCAACGAACUGAAGGAAAUUGAGGGAGUGUUUGUUCAUUCGGUUCGACUUAUUCAAGAUCCAAAUCUUACUGAGGAAGAAGAAGGAGAAGAAUUAAGGGAUGUGGCCGAUCUAGAAAUGAAGGAAGAUAUCCUUCAUUACGCUCUGAUACAUGAACCGCCGGCCCCAAUCUUUGUGAUAACCUCUGAUAAGGAUUUCGUUGCCACAGUCGACAUUUUGAAAAUAAAGGGGUACGACAUGUAUCUGAGUUACAUUCUUAACAAAGCUGGGACCCCGAUCAAAAGUUUUAGGGAUUCCAUAGAAUGGUCAAAGUUGGUGUUUGACAAAGACGAGGCUCUCGACCAGCUCAUGUCGUCUACAAAGGCAUAUUCUCCUCAAUCUUCUCUUCGGGUAACCGAACCCAUGGGUUCUGUUAAGGUGUUUUGGGAUCCAAGGUCUGCUCCCACUGAUCUGGAUGGAAAGAAGAUUAGAGUAAAUAUUGAAAGAGGGUUAAAAGUUGCAGGCUAUCAAGGUGGUGUAGAAGGACCUAUAGUAGCCUUCGUCAGAAACAGUGUCUACCCCAAAACUUCAAUGCAGACAAUGAAGGCAAAUGGUAUCGACAUACAGCUUGUUUACCCCCCUAGCAAAGCAAAAAAACCAAACGAGGGCCACAUAGAUUCGAAGAUUAGUCAUGCGAUACACUUAUGGUGUUUAGACCAUCUGAAUGCUUACCCGAUAGUUCUGAUUUCCAAUGAUAUCAGGUUGGCUUCCACAGUCGGUAAAUUGGUCAAGGAUGGUUUUAAAAUCAUCCUUGCUUGUGAGACAAGGGCUCCACCUGAUCUUAAGAAAGCUGCUUCCAGUCUACUCAGUUGGAGAGAUCUUCAGCGCUCUGACGACUCAGAUGAUGACUCAGAUGAUGACUCAGAUGACAACAGUUGACUUCAGCGUGUUGUUUUCUAAUUUCGCUUUUGAGAAACGCACGGGGACCUUAUUAAUCGGCGAUGCUUGCUUUCUUUGUUUGCUGUGCUAUGUUAUGUUGUUUGCUAUGCUAUUUUUCUUAAAAUGUUUGUUGUCACAUGAAACAUAUAAGUCUAUAAUAUAUGACAAGACGAUACUAAUUAAAAAGAAAAAAUAAACCCAAA